Messenger RNA from Monodelphis domestica (gray short-tailed opossum), 835 nucleotides. Lineage: Eukaryota; Metazoa; Chordata; Mammalia; Didelphimorphia; Didelphidae. The record is from RefSeq and is a predicted model, not a curated record.
AUGUCGGCUGGAGGCAUCAACCGUCGUACUAGCGAUGUGGAGGAGGAUGCCUUGAAGCUUGUCUUUCUCAAAAGGUUUGAAACAGCAGAAACUCUUCUAAAUUCAGAAGUCCACAUGCUUCUAGAGCAUCGAAAGCAACAGAAUGAAAGUGUGGAGGAUGAACAAGAAUUUUCAGAGGUUUUCCUGAAAACUUUAAAUUACACUGUACAUUUUAGUCGUUUUAAAAACAGGGAAAUCAUUGCUAGUGUUUGGAGUUUGUUACUUCAGAAGAAGCUCCAUAAAUUUGAGUUGGUUUGUUUAGCAAACCUUUGUCCUGAGUCAGCAAAGGAGGCUAAGGCUCUGAUUCCAAGCCUAGAGGGUCGAUUUGAAGAUGAAGAAUUGCAACAGAUCCUUGAUGAUAUUCAGACCAAGAGGAACUUCCAUUAUUAAUACCAGGAACCCAGCCCUUCAGUGAAAACAAAAGAGGAAGUUUCCCAAAAUUCUUCUGCAACUGAGAAGAACUUGAACUCUCUCCAGAGACUCUUCAGAAAUUUCAUCUCAAAAGUUGGACUAGCCUAUUAUGGAAAAGGCAAUGCAGAGUAGUCUUGCAUCAAGAAGUAAUUCAAACUUGUGACCAGUUAUGAUUCUUACUGACUUUUUGAAUAUUUGAGAUGUGGCAAAGGCCAGGAAUGCCACUUGAAUCUUAAAGGGGAUUUGGGAUGAUUUCCUUUAAUGAAGGGUUUCCAAGGGAGAUGAUAGUGGACCAGAGCCUAGGUGCUUGCAUCAACUUCCCCAUCCCUUCUCUUAAAUGGAAUUGAUUAAGGGGAAAGAUUGAGUGGGAGAAUUUAGCCAGUAA